Dunckerocampus dactyliophorus (ringed pipefish) is the source of this 1741-nucleotide messenger RNA. RefSeq lists its product as uncharacterized. Gene Ontology annotation, molecular function: oxidoreductase activity. The transcript is spliced from 4 exons. Bases 25 to 1032 code for a protein of 335 amino acids. The record is from RefSeq and is a predicted model, not a curated record. NCBI's taxonomy places the organism in Eukaryota, Metazoa, Chordata, Actinopteri, Syngnathiformes, Syngnathidae.
UGCUUCUCGCAGACAUCAGCAAACAUGAACGCAUCCUCGUUUACCUACCAGCUCUUCUGUAUUGUCCCCGGCUUGGCCGUCCUGCUCCUUGUUUUCGCCAAGGUUUUUUCAAGCCGCUGCCGCAGUUCCCUGGUCGAUGGCCCCGGCUGGGCCGUGCUGAUAACAGGCUGUGACAGCGGCUUCGGGUACGAGCUCGCUCGGUGCUUAGACCACAAGGGUUUUGUGGUCUUUGCCGGCUGUUUGUUUCCGCAGGGGACGGGCGCCCAGAACCUGGCCAAACAGAGCUCCCAUCGUUUAAAAAUUGUCAAGCUGGACGUCACCAGCGACGCGGACGUGCGGCAGGCAAAGACCAUCGUCCAGGAGAACCUGCCAGAAAAAGGUCUGUGGGCUGUGGUCAACAAUGCUGGCAUUUCUGACUGGGCAGAGAUAGAGUGGAGCACUAUUGAGGACUUCCACCACAUGGUGGACAUCAACCUGUUUGGCUCCAUCAGGACCACCGUGGCCUUCCUGCCAUUGGUGCGUGCCGCUAAAGGCCGAGUGAUUUUUGUGUCGAGCAUCUUUGCUUUCUUCAAUUGCCUGAACAUGGGAAGUUACAGCGUGUCCAAGCGUGGACUGGAGGCCUUUGCAGACUGCUUAAGGGUGGAAAUGGCCAGCUUUGGCGUCAAGGUGAGCAUCAUUCAGCCAGGUAACUUUGGGCAAGCCACCAACAUCGUGAAGAUGAAGACCCUGUCAGACAUUUGGCUGAAGUUUGAUGACGAGCGCAAGCAAACCUUCAGCCAAGACUACAUCAAGCUGGCCAUCGAGUACUUUGUCUCGACGUGCAGGACGGGCUUCACCAACGCCGACAAGGUCAUCAACGCCAUGCUGCACGCUAUCACGGCCCCCAGCCCCAAUCGCAGAUACAUGAUCGUUUCGGCCACGGAUCGGGUUUUCUUCCAGCUCUACCCUUACUUGCCCACCGCUCUCACCGACGCCGUGUUUUCUCUCAGCUCCAUGUACGCUGCAAGGAAAGAAAUGCUCUAUGUCAAGUAGGGAAAGACUUUUUUUACAUACUGUAUUUACAUGUACCCUUCAGCAAAACCUCAAUAGUGUUUUGUUUUUUUUAACCUACUUUAUGUAUUUUAUGCAACACAAAAAAAUGUGAAAUGAAAUGUUUCUGUUGAUUUUUGGUCAAAAUAGUAUUAUGUUAUAAAUAUUAUAUUUUGCAUUAAUUGUUAAUAUAAUAUUUAUUAUAAUUAUUAUCAUAUAUAUUUAAUAUAUAAUAUACUUUUAUAUGACAUAUUAUAAAUAUGUUAUACAAUUUUUUUACUUUUUAUUUCAAUGUAUUUUUUAUCCAAAAAUUGGCAGUUUUUUUUUUUUUUGGCAGAAACCGCAUAUCAUUCACCGAGAGUAGCUCACAAUCUAUAAAUACGUGAUAAUCCAGGUAGGAUGCACAGCAUACAUGCACCACUGUUUAUAAAACCCACAAUUUUUAACAUGUAUGUCUUUAUGCUUAUACUGAUGAUGUUUUUUCCUCAGCGGUCCUUGAACGCACCAUAGUUAACAUUGGAACCUUUGAUCCUCCUGUAAAAUGUUUACAUCUGGUUUGUCCACGCAAAAUAAUACAUGUGUUUGGUGUAAUCAAAAUUAAUUUGUAAUUUUAUCUUUUUCAUUGUGGCUUCUUUUUCGUUCCUUUUUUAAUUUGUUGAUCUGUUUUCAUGGUUUUCUAUCUUUUCCUGCAGCACAAUUACAUGCCUUUGAA